AUUUUCUAUCCAAUAACAAACUCCAAACACUCUUAACACUACUACUUCAAAACAAGUGUUACAAAAUGACCGAGUUAAUCCCGGGUCUUCCAGAAGAAAUUGCACUAGAAUGUCUGACUCGCUUUCACUACUCAACUCACCGAGUUGCAUCCCGAGUUUGCAAAAACUGGAAAUAUCUUCUUCAAAGCAGAGACUUUUAUUAUCACCGUAAACAAUCUUCACUUACCCAUAAAGCUGCUUGCUUAAUUCAAUCACUUCCUUCUGACUCGUCUUCUAAACCGGUUUGCCCACCCAGAUAUGGGGUUACUCUGUUUGACCCGGUUAACGAGAUAUGGGAGCUGGUCGAACCGGUUCCUGAAUACCCAGAUGGGUUACCUUUGUUUUGCAAAGUUACUAGCUCUGAAGGUAAAGUUUUAGUGCUGGGUGGGUGGGACCCGGUGAGUUACGAGCCAGUGAGUCAUGUUUUUGUGUAUGAUUUUGUGACUCGGAAGUGGAGGAAAGGCAAGGAUAUACCUGAUAGUCGGUCUUUUUUUGCUGUGGGUGAGUUAGACGGGCGAGUUAUAGUCGCGGGUGGGCAUGAUUUGAAUAAAAACGCGCUGAGUUCUGCAUGGGUUUAUGAUGUGACUCGGGAUGAGUGGAGUGAGCUACCUCGGAUGAGUCAAGAGCGAGAUGAGUGCGAAGGAGUGGUAAUUGGGUCUAAAUUUUGGGUAGUGAGUGGAUACAGAACCGAAAAUCAAGGUGAAUUUGAAGCAAGUGCUGAGUUCAUUGACCUGGAAGCGAGUCAAUGGAACCGAGUCGAAGAUGCAUGGAAGGAAUCGGGGGUGAAUGGAUCCCCGAAGUCAUGUCUUGGGGUGGACAAAAGUGGGAAAUUGUUGAGUUGGGCUGGGCCUGACUCGGAAAUUAAAGUCGGGGCUUGUGGAGUCCAAAGCGAGGAAUGGGUUUUAGUAUCUGGAUCAGCUUAUCUAGGUGGGCCACAAGAGUUUUUUUUCAUGGAAGGGCAAAAUGGGAAAUGGAAAAAGUUGAAUAUUCCGGAUGAGUUUUCUGGGUUUGCACAGUCAGCUUGCUUUGCUGAGAUAUAAAACUAAUCUAAAAUGCAAUGUUUUUAAAACCGAGCUAACCCGACUACGCCGGUCAAGCCAUAAACCUCUAUGAAGCCGGUUUAAUUUCCGGUCGGAUUAUAAAAACCUUGCUACAAUGCACUCAAGAGUUGAUCAUAAUAGAGUCCAUAUUUUUCAUGUAUAUGUUCAAUCAAUGUCUUGUGUACUAAAUGUACUGUAAAAUUGUUGAUGUACAAAUUAUAUAUAGUCAAGCUUCUUAGUUCUUAUCCAAAA
This is a messenger RNA of Mercurialis annua (annual mercury), 1331 nucleotides long. RefSeq names its product F-box/kelch-repeat protein At1g15670-like. Gene Ontology annotation, molecular function: protein binding. The transcript has a single exon. Lineage: Eukaryota; Viridiplantae; Streptophyta; Magnoliopsida; Malpighiales; Euphorbiaceae. The record is from RefSeq and is a predicted model, not a curated record. Gene Ontology annotation, biological process: regulation of phenylpropanoid metabolic process; negative regulation of cytokinin-activated signaling pathway. The coding region runs from base 66 to 1079 and encodes 337 amino acids.